AUGACCAUCCCAGACCCCAUCCCAAUCACCAUAUUGACCGGCUUCCUCGGCUCCGGCAAAACCACCUUACUGCUGAACCUAAUCCCCCAACUCCCAGCAUCCUACCGCCUAGCGCUCCUCAAAAACGAAUUCGGCGACGUCGCCAUCGACUCGCAACUAGCCUCGGAGCAAUCCAUAUCGGGCGUCCGCGAGCUCCUCAACGGCUGCAUCUGCUGCAACCUCGUCGGCCAGCUCGGCGAUGCACUCACGCAACUCCGCGACCAAGUCCGGCCGGACAGAAUCAUCAUCGAGACGAGCGGGAGCGCGUUCCCGGCCACACUGGCCAUGGAAGUCAACCGGCUCAGCAGCAGUAUUACAGAAGGCGGAAGCUUCGUGUUAGAUGGAGUCAUUAGCGUGAUUGACGUCGAGAACUGGGAGGGAUACGAGGAUACCAGCUACACGGCCAAGAUGCAGGCGCGGUAUACGGAUUUGGUGAUCUUUAACAAGUGCGAGUUGGUCUCGGAGCAGAGGUUUGAUAUCUGUUUGGACCGGCUGGGGGAUUUGGAACUGGAUCCGCCGACGCCGUGGGUUAAGUCGGAUAGGGGCAGGGUUGAUAAGGAUGUGUUGUUGGGUAUUGAUGGUGCUUUGUUGGCUAAGCAGGGUGCAUCACUAUCGAGCCAUGAGCAUGGCCAUACCCAUGAAAGCCACCAAUCUGAAGUCGAGGUUCUCUCAGUAACAUUGAAACGGCCCGAAAACAACUCCUCCUCAUUCAUCGACCUCGCCAAAUUCAACCAUCUUCUCAAGACCUCAUCAAAGGAAGAAGUCUACCGCAUCAAAGGCACAAUCCGCACCUCCCCCGACCAGAAACCGCUCGACUCAGAUCCGACGUUUUCUUCUUCUUCCAACAAUAAUAACACGAGCACGGACACAUAUAUCCUGAAUUGGGCUUUUGGUCGUUGGACUUUUACGCCUAUUUCUUCUUCAUUGUCAAAUAAUGCUGACGUUGAUCUUGCUCGGUUGACUUUUAUCCUGGCUCGGUAUGAGUCUGGGAAAUGGAAGAAGAAGCUUGAAACGGGCAGUUUUGUUGCUGCCGACGACUCGAGCGGUGAACUAAACGUGGAGAAGCUGCUCUAA
Messenger RNA from Talaromyces atroroseus, 1113 nucleotides. RefSeq lists its product as hypothetical. The record is from RefSeq and is a predicted model, not a curated record. Gene Ontology annotation, cellular component: cytoplasm. Lineage: Eukaryota; Fungi; Ascomycota; Eurotiomycetes; Eurotiales; Trichocomaceae. The transcript has a single exon. The coding region runs from base 1 to 1113 and encodes 370 amino acids.